Knipowitschia caucasica is the source of this 2025-nucleotide messenger RNA. Lineage: Eukaryota; Metazoa; Chordata; Actinopteri; Gobiiformes; Gobiidae. The record is from the annotation of a GenBank genome assembly.
AUGCAAGACUCUGCUUACAACAAUGGACUUGGCGCCCACAGUGACCGGCAGUCGCUGAGGAUGCGCCGGGCUCCGUCUCGAUCGUCCAGUCGAAAAUAUCCUCACCUCGACCCGAGCUCUGACCCAGACCCAGACGAGGACAGCGAUGAUGGCCCGACCCGAGACCUGAGGACCAUCCCACUGCAGAUGGGCCUCAAGAGAACCGUGCGUCAGGCACAACAAAUGCAGACCCCAAUUGUUUCCGAUGGAUAUUCCUGGAAGAAAAAAAACAAAUCUUUGUUAAAACUCAAAACUGUGGCCAUAGAAAUUCUCCACUUCUUUACUCUAUGGAGAAAAUCAAUGCAGAAAAUUGGAGGUAACUUUGGAGGCGGGGUCCUGUCUUAUUUCUUGUUCCUACGAUUCCUGGUACUGCUGAACUUCUUCUCCUUCUUACUGAUUGCUGGAUUUGUCAUCAUCCCAAGUGUCGUCUUUAGAUCUGAGGAGGGCAGUUCUGUAAACAGCACAGGUCGUGAAGAAUGCAUGGUCUAUAAUCCUAAUCCUCAAGGCCUGGUGGUUUUCUAUACAUACUUCUUGGAUUUUCUCUCUGGAACGGGUUUUAUUGAGUUCACAUACCUGUUCUAUGGAUUCUAUAACAACAACAGCAACAACAUAAACGUGUCGUACAACAUCCCGCUGGCGUAUCUGUCCACUGCAGCCUUCUUCCUCCUGUUCUGCCUUUUCUGCAUCAUCAUACGAAUGGGUACCACAGCUCGCGUUGCUGUGGCGACGGGAGGCAGCGUGGAGGGAAGCUACAGCAUGCUGGUGUUCACCGGCUGGGACUACAGCUCGACCGGAGGACAGGCCACCAAACUCAAACAGCAAAACAUCUACUACAGACUGCAGGUGGAUCUUGAAGAGGAGAGGAUAAAGAAAAAGAGUGCCUCUCUCACACAGUGUCAGAAAGUCUCUCUGUACUCUGGGCGUGUAUGUUUAUUCAUAUUGGCUUUUGGUUUCAUUGGAGCAGCUAUAGCCGGAAUCUUUUUUGCCACUAACUUCAGUCAGCAAAAUUCCGAUCAAGAAGGCAUCCUCGGAUUGUUUUAUGAGUACUUACCAUCCAUUGUGAUCACAGGAGCUAACUUCAUUGUUCCACUGUUGAACGAUCAGAUUGCACCAUUGGAGCGAUAUUCUCCCAGUGUCACAGUCAUCAUGGCCUUAUUUAGGGCAGUGCUUUUGCGGCUGGUCAGUUUGAUUAUUCUCCUUUACACUUUGUGGCGUCAAAUCACAUGUGAAAAAACACCAGAAGACUGUGCUCUCUGCAAAUACAACGUCAAAGUGUAUCAGUGCUGGGAGACGCGUGUGGGACAGGAGAUGUACAAGCUGACACUCUUUGAUCUGAUCAUUAACUUUGCUAUGCUCUUUUUGGUGGAGAUUCCGCGCAGGAUUGUUGUGGAUAACUGGCCCAAUAAGUUGACUCGGUGGGUGGGACGGCAGGAGUUUGUUGUUCCCUACAAUGUGCUGGGCCUUGUCUAUGGUCAGACUGUUGUGUGGACUGGGGCCUUCUUCUGCCCUCUUCUGCCCCUGAUCAACACCAUCAAGUUUAUCAUUCUCUUUUACACCAAGAAGACAACACUCUUCACCAACUGUCGACCUGCGCUCAGGACAUUUCGAUCCACAACUUCCAGCUUCUUCUUCUCUGGGAUUCUGCUGCUGGGACUGUUCCUGGCUUCUCUUGUGAUGAUUUAUAGUGUGGCUGAGAUUCAUCCCUCCAUGGCUUGUGGGCCUUUCCGAAUAUUUAAUUCUAUGUGGGAAGUGGUUCCUGUCUCCAUCACCAAACUCACCCAAACCACUCGAGAAUUCCUCUUCUUCAUUGGCUCCCAGGCUUUCUCCAUCCCUCUGUUUGCUCUAUCCUGUUUGAUGCUGUGUUAUAUCGUAGCCUUAUCGAAUGUCUACAAGAAAAGCGUUACUUUGCUAAAAACUCAACUAAAACUGGAAGGACAGGAUAAACGAUUCUUGGUCAGACAGAUCGAGAGGUUCAGCAGGAUGUGA